AUGACCUUUGCGUUUCUGCACUCGAUUUGUGCCCGGAUCGUUGCAACACCAGAAGGGGACAACAUCCACAAUGCUUGCCUGCGUUACGGAGAUUGGCGUGGCCACCAGGACUACUGCCAGCCAGGAGGGUUGCUCGAACCAAGCUGGACAGUGACUCUCCUGGGGACCUACAUGUGCUUUUCAGCUGCCUUGAUGGAUCAAGGGACAAUCUCCUGGGAUCUUGAGGCAAGCGGAACGGGAGAUGGUGAAGGAGAGGAUCAAAACAGCCGAAGAGGAUGGUGUUGGGUGGUGCUCUGGCCUUGUCACCAAGCUUUGCGGUGGCUGACGGUACAGGAGCGGCCCAAGACAAACAUCUCUGAGGAGGAAGAAGAACGCAGAAAGGAGGAGAAGAUCCCAACAAAAACGAAGUUUGUGAACCGCGUCACCGGAGCUGCUGUGAAGUUGAAGGCUUUGGUUCGCAGACAGAUGGACAUGGUUCGCAAGCGUCAGUUGGCCCAGAACUCCAGCUUGGCCGAGUUCAUGCUGGCUCCACUUUAUGGGAUGGCCUUUGUGGUGGGACUUGAGAAUGAUCAAGUUGAGAGCUCUUGCUUGGACUUGGACGACUUUUUUGAGAAGAAUUUGAUUGAUAUUUUCCGGCCCAUGGAAUUCCAGGAGAGUUUGGAAAAGAUUUCUUCGACCAAAAAGUCAGAGGUCAAAGACCUUGAGCUUUGUGGGCCCGACGCUUUGGUGCGUGCCAGGGCAGAACUUGGUUUGCGCACCAGUGGAUGUCCGAUGAAUGAGGAAUGGAAAGAGACUUUAGAGCACUUUGAUAGUGCCAAAGAUGCAGUGGGACGGUGGAACCGAAGUUACGAUGAGGUGAACAAUGGUGAACAUACUUCAAGAGUACAGCUUCUGUGGUGUGCUGGGCAGCUUCCAUCGACAUGGAUUCAGCAGAUCAGUGACCGAAAUCAUUGGCGACUCCGAAAGGAACGGAGACGAAAAGGAUAA
This is a messenger RNA of Durusdinium trenchii, 987 nucleotides long. The record is from the annotation of a GenBank genome assembly. Lineage: Eukaryota; Dinophyceae; Suessiales; Symbiodiniaceae.